AUGGUUGGCAAGGCUUGGAAAAAUUUUGUCAACGAGUAUCUCACUGAGAUUGAGGACUCUUACACCAAUGAGGAGCCUGACGUUGAGGAAUCUUUCGAGAAUCCUUCUUCCUUUGGCCUCGACCACAUUAUGAACGACAAGAAAUCUUGGUGCAGCACCAUUGAUCGCUCUUUCGGCUACGCUUUCAAGUUUUUUUGUCGCUUCGUCGUUACGAGGACCUUGGCUGAGUCUUCCAUUCUCAACAGGUUCCAAAUUAGGCCUUCUAAUUUCAACGGCACCAUAGAUCGCAACUUUUGUUUUUCCGUCGCUCCUUCUGCGGCUCCCCUGCCAAAAUACUACGAGUCCUACCCUCGGUACGCUCGGUGGCACAACUGGCACGUCAGGAGCCGCAGGCUCUUUCGGACUCGGCGCAGCUGCAACUUGAGUUACCUUCGUAUGCUCACCACUUACCUGCGCCCUCCCUCCAAGCGCUCUUCCGGGGCGGUCGCCGUGGAGGUUGACAAGUACCGCGUCGUCAAGCCCGUCACUCAGUUUUCGACGCCCACUCUCUCUGCGGUUUUCGAGUAA
Messenger RNA from Theileria orientalis strain Shintoku, 567 nucleotides. RefSeq lists its product as hypothetical. Lineage: Eukaryota; Apicomplexa; Aconoidasida; Piroplasmida; Theileriidae. The transcript has a single exon. The record is from RefSeq and is a predicted model, not a curated record. The coding region runs from base 1 to 567 and encodes 188 amino acids.